AAUCAUGAAGUAUCAAUAACGGAAAUGAAAUCCUCAUUUACCAACAUACAAUUCUUUUAUUCGCAUCGUUGACUGUACCAAUAUCAACGAUAUGUUUAUCAGUUGCGACUCCUAAUUCAAAGAUUAAAGAAUCGGAACUUUGUCAAGUACCAAGAUAAUUCUGUAAGAUCUGACAAACUUUGUUAUUGCACAUAAACUUUUGAAAACAAUAUUCAAUACAAUAUUAAUACAAAUUACACAAUACAAAUUAGACAAUACUAAUUUUGUAAUUAAGGUACUCGAUCCGUCUUUGGAAUUAGAACGUAUCCCGUCAGAAUUGAACAAAUACGCAAAAUACUUUUGAACAGCGAUCUAAAUCGGCGAGCUACAUACACAUGCACGUACGUAUGUCUUAAUGAGCUGACGCGUAGGAGUUGCGGGCACAUGUGGAUGUUUAACGCGCUGGUUUAACAUUAGUCCAUCCAGUGGCAAGGACAAGCCAAUUUAUUUCUUCAAUGGUAUGAUCACCGCGCUAAAUUGGAUAAAUCGGUGACGGUUCUAAUUAACGUACAGGCCUAAUGUAUGCAAACUGUUUAUAUCGGCAGGAGGAAAAGGCAACUGUAAAACGGACCGCGCGUUCCCAUCCUCGUUGAUUAAAAUGUUCUGGUUCAUUUGACGCGCGGGUCGCUACACUCUUUACUCGUUGGCAUUGAUACGCCGCUCGGUAUUACGCAAUAAUCUCCUUAGCACCGUGCUGUUAACUGUGUUACAACUUUCCGUGGGUGUUUCGCGAACUUGCCCGCGCUGGGAAUUGAAUAUCAUACCAUAACCGCGUCUCUUGCGUAUGCUGAUUUCUCAUGGUUCUACAAUGCAGAUAGAUUAUUCUAAUUUGAAUUCGCAUUAUCGAAUCCCACUAAAUUCAUCGUAAUCGUGAAAAAUAAUCGCAACAAUUUGCUGAGUAUCUCGUUCGUGAAACGAAUCUCCAUAAAGAUAUUCGCAUAAGAAUCCAUUAAUCUAAUUGCAAUAUACAAAUAUGAUACUAGAGAAUUGUGAUUUAAAUAAAUAAGAAAAAAGUGAAACGUCCAAAAGGAAUAGCGAUAUCACGGAGAAGAGCCGUUAAAACAACCCGUGGAAAUUAAAAACCAUCAAAUGGACGAAUCCACGAGUGAUAAUGAGAAACAGCCUCGAUCACAAGAAGUGGACGCAGAUCAAAAGCAACGAACCUCUAGGGCGACAAAUUAUAUGACAUCGAACGACACUGACCUAUCGAAAAUUCCAAAACGAAAAUUGUCUGUAUUUUAUCGAUCGUUCGACGUGAUCGCGCAGGUCGAUCAAGAGAAGGAGAAACAGACGCUGGAUUUUCGAAGAACGUCAAGCAGCCCGUCCGUACAAAUCGAAAGAACUCGAGAGGACGCUGAUUCGAAGAAUGGUCAGAUCGAUCAACCAGCGAGUUUGCAGGAAAGACACUUCGUCGAUGAUUAUCGUUCGUUGAACGAGAACGGGAAGUUUUUGAGCUGCUCCUCGCCGAGUCGGCUCAGCGAAAAGCCCUCGUCGAAUAACGAGCAAGUUUCGAAAGCUGGAUCAUUAUCUCCGAUAGGGUUCAAGCUGCCUCAAGUUCUAGAGGACACGAUCGUCGAUAAUUACGCCACAAUUACCGAGACGUCAAUCGGGAAACACUAUAAGUUGAAUAACAAUGGGAAUUACGAGUACAAAGUCGCCGACGAAAAUGCCGUGAUCAAUUCGCGCCAAACCAAUUCGUCACCCAACCUAACCAAUACUAUUCGAUCAUUCGCCAAAGAAAAAGUUGGAAACGCUGAAACGAACAGCUCUGCUGCCAAUGGAACGGCCGAGCCGCAACAUGGAAAUUCACCGCAAACGCGUUCAGCAUGUUCGCGAGCCAUCACGUGCACCGAUCUGGUUAAGAUCAAAGAUUCGGAGUAUCCCCGCUCGUUUGUGAACGCGUCGGGUGCCCGUCGUCUUGGGAAAUAUACAUCAGUCGAUGCCGAAAUGUCGAGUCACGAGGAUAGCUCGAUGGGUUCCGAUAGCGAGGACGAUUCGAUCGAACGGACCGUGCACGCCACGAUAUGUACGCGAAACGAGACGAAGAAUGAGAGGUCACGAUCGAAAAGUAACAGCCCGUUGUCACAAACCUUAUCGUCUAUCUCGAUUGGUGAACCGUCUAGGAAAUUCAACUUAAGAGAAAUCCAUGAUCAAAAAGUGGCGGAGGAUGUUGAGGAACUUUGUCCGGAACAAGUGGAGAGACAAAAACUUUUUGCCGUAAGGAGAUCUCUGUCGGAAGGCGACUGCGAACGAUACCAUCGUACGAAACGUCGUUGCAGAUGCGUCAAAGAAGAGGAAUCGCUCGAUGAAGAACAAGAGAAAUUUCCAGCUUUUCCUAGCUUCAAUGACACUAGGUUACAAAUCAUGGGAUUAUCGUGCUCCAAUGAUAUAGACAGUGUAUACAGGGAAAAUAUACCAGAGAACGAGCUCGAGCGCAAAUAUAUUGCAUUUUCGAUAGGACUUAGUACGGAUAGGAUCACUCUGCAUAAGAGGAUAGCAUUGUCGCUUCGUCAACGAGAUCAAUCGGAACGAAACUUUAUGAAUGAAAUUCAAAAGAUGCAAGAAGAUAUAAACGGUCUGUGUCCACUUUGCACGGAUCAAGAGUCGAUAGACAAAAUAGAAAACGUCCGUCACCAGUUAGACAUGAUAGCACGCUCGGCCCAUAGAGUUUCUUGCGCCGCUGAAACACUCGGAGCAGUGUACCAGGAGCAUAGAAUCUCUCGAGCAAUCUUCAUAGGUGACAAGUAUUUGCAGUUAUUGCGAACCAGAUGCGAAAAUCUGGCAGCAGAUAUCGCAGAAGUCAAACAAAUAUUGUUGAAGAACAAUAUCAUGAUAGAAGAAACUACUGGAGAGGUGGGAGAUGAUUUACCUAAACUUAGAUACAGAAAUGGAUUACCCUGCAAUAAUCGAACAAUGAUGACUAGGAGAAGAGCGAGUAUCGCUACAAUUUCGCGACCCUUGAAUGCACAGGAUAUAAAGGAAACUCCUAGGCAACGUAACUCUAUUUCCGGAAGAGUUAACUUAAGACGGCCAUCGUUAUGCUUCGAAACGCAGAGGUGGGAAAACGAAAAAUUAAACCGAACGGACAGCACAAAUAGUGUCGUGGAAUUACGUGACAUUUUUGAACACACUGAGCCGCGGAGAAAUUCCAUUGAAGAAAAUAACAAUCUCUUAAGAAACGACCAAAGUAAUAACAUUAGUAGUAUGAAUUGUAACAUAGCCAGUAAUACAAGGGAUAAAGAUCGAUCAAUUAUUAAACAAAAUUCUUUCUUGGAAUCAAGUGUAACUAAAACUGUUGAGAAGCAGAUAAAAUCAUGUAUACGAACAACUGAGCCGUUACGAAUAACUAGAAAUAUCGAAACAUGGCGGUCGAUAUUAUGGUUUACAUUUAUCUUCUUUCUCGGAUUUUAUGCCAAACAAAUUACUUCAACAUUUGUUACAUAAUAUAUUAAAUGGUUUUAAUAGUAAGAUUUAGCGUUUUUGUGUUAUGGUGUUGCAGUAUUAAAUAUAUAUUUCCCCGUGUAAUAACACUUACAAGGAAUAAUAAAAGACGGGAUUUACAAAUA
Molecule: messenger RNA, 3605 nt
Organism: Bombus terrestris (buff-tailed bumblebee)
Lineage: Eukaryota; Metazoa; Arthropoda; Insecta; Hymenoptera; Apidae
Product: inositol 1,4,5-triphosphate receptor associated 2
Exons: 13
Coding region: 1129-3483 (784 amino acids)
Source: RefSeq, a predicted model, not a curated record